AUGGCCGACACAAGGCAGAACUUCCCGAGUUUGUUGGCCUUUGCAGCGGGCUUACCCCCGGACGUCUCUUCCCUCAUUCGCUUGGACAAGUUCGCUUUGAACGCUGCAAUCCGCUUGUGUGCGAAGACCGGGAGAUGGCACUUUGCUGGCAUUCUGCUGGAGAUCAUGCGGGCGGAGCGCGUGGAGAUUGACAUCAUCGCCCUCACCACGGUUGCGGCUUCAUGUUCCAGGAGCUCAGCAUGGCAGAGGGCACUGGCCGUGGUUUCUGGCCUGGACCUCGAGCUCCAACCUGAUGCCUUAGCCUACAACACCUUGAUCAAUGGCCAGAGUAAGGGCUUGGAUUGGCGCUGGGCGCUUUUCGGGGCCCAGGCACUUCGGCGUAGAGUGCUCGAGGCCUCCAAAGUCUCGUACACGGAUGGCCUCACAGCAUGUGGUGGAUGCAGGAAGUGGAGCCAGGCUUUGGAUGUCCUGAAGUCCAUAUCCCCCAAACUGCGAGUUGAUGCCGUCAUGUACAGCACAAUGGUUUCUUCCAUGACAGAGGCUUGGGAGCUUGGCCUUGAAGUAGGGAAGGGUAUGCUGUUGCAACACCUUGAGGUUGACAUGCACGCCCGCAACACUUUGCUUAGCAUAGCCUGCGGCAAACCAGAGACACGAUGGGCGUCCAUUUGCGACCAGCUUCUCAAAUUGCGUCGAGCAGGCUUGCAGCUUGAGCUGUGGACCCUCAAGGUUGCAUCAUGCGAGCUUGCAGAGAGCGGGAGGUGGCCUUUGGCGGUGCAUGCUCUGAGUGUGGUGAGACAAGAGAGCCUGCAGGACGAUCUGGCCAUCUACGGGUCGGCAGUGCAUGCUUGUGUAACACAGUGGGGCCGUUCGCUUCAGUUGCUCCAGAGCCUCUCCACCUCUUUUCUCGAAGUGAGCACCGUCAUCUUUGGAGCGGUGUUGGCAGCAUGCGGAAUGGACCAGAAGUGGGCACAAUCCUCACAGCUACUAGCUCAGCUGCACCAGAGGAUGCUUGAAGUGAGCACCGUGGCUCAGAACGCAUUUCUGAGCUCUUGCAGGCAAGCUCAGUCCUGGAAGGCUGGGCUUGCUCUGACAGAGGCCACCAAGCCUGGGCUUCAGCUGGACAUCAUCAGUUCUGGAGCUUUCCUGAGCGCUUGCCGAGCCGACUGGGGACUUGCCUUGCAACAAUUGGAGUUUGCGGGCCGGAGUGCUCUGCAGACAGGCGCCCAGUUGACAGGGACAGAGAUCGUUACGCUCAACACUGUCUUGGGCAUCCUGGAAGAAAACUCUUGCUGGAAAGGUGUUGUUGUUCUUCUUCGCCAGCUUGCCUGCACCAUGCUGAAGCCGGAUACUGUUACAGACAUCGCUACUACGGGCGCCCUCGGCAAAGCCGACGCCUGGAAGCUCGCAGCUGCGUCGGCAGCGGCCUUUCUCCAGCGGGGCCCAGCUGAUGUGGUCUCCUUUGGUGCAACGGUGUCCGCCUUCGAGAAGGCUUUUCGCUGGCAGCAAGGCCUUCUCCUCCUCAACGUUUUUGCUGCACGCGCUCUACGGCUGAAUGCUGUGGCGUGCAGUGCAGCCAUUGGCGCAUGUGAGAAGGCGCAGCUCCAGCUUGCGAUGGAAAAUGCAAGCAAGGCGUUCACGGAACACUACAUCCAAGAUCUGGCGGGCUCCCGAGCAUUCCGCAGCUGGACCGCUGAGAUCUGGCAGGGAACUGAAAUCUUGCCUCCAGUCCCUUCUUCGGCAGCAGGCGCCGCUGCAGGUGCUCCUGGUGGUGCCGCGGGGUAUCCUAGUGCUCUUCCUCCAUGGCUUGUGAGGCUGCAGCGGAGGUGGCGGCACUUGAAGGUCGUGCGCGGCAAGGAUUUCGGCCCUGGAACUGGAUUGUUAGCAGCAGCAAGACUAAUCCAGGAUCCAAGUGCUUGGAUUCUUGCUGUGGAUGACGAUCAUACGUACCACCCAGAACUCACCACAAACCUUCUGCGGUUUGCAGCCGGCACUCCGGGCGCGGCCGUUGGCGCGCACGGCUGGCUCGCGCUCAGCCCCCCAGAUGCCGGCUACGCGACAAAAGUUGCGGGACCAGCCUUGGCUCGUAACCUGCGGGAGAGCAAUGUGGCUGCUGGGCCCAUACUCUGCCACUUCUUGGGGCUCCUCCUGCAGCGAGGAAUGCUGGAUGGACUUGAACAGCCUCCAAGGUUGUCGGCCUGCACCGAACACAACGACAUCUGGCUAUCGGCUCACCUCGCCAAGAACCGAAUUCGUCGUGCGAUGGUCUCCGACCCCCUGGGUGCAAGUGACCUUUCAACUCACCGGAGGCAAGGACUAUCCCUGUCCCGGAGACGAAGGCGUCGCCCAGAGGAUGGCUGUCUGUUGGAAUUCGAAGAGCAAUAUGGAAGCGAGUUGUGGAGACCGACGCCCCGAGUUGUGCUUUGCACCAUUCAGGUACCUCCUAACAUUGCAAGCGUUGGCCUGGAUGCAGGGCAACCGCUGCAUGCCAUCUAUACCUGCGACGGGGACUGGGGACAGCAACGCCGGGAGCACGACAGCAUCAGGCGGCUUGCGUGCUCUGACAUCAGCGAGCAGGCGUUGCUGGCCGAGGUGCUGAUUCGCGAACGCGAGGCAUCUACAAUCCUGGUGCUCCCGCAGCUCUUGGGGAAUCGUGGGGAGCUGCCCAGAAAAUCUGCAAACGUCUUGAACGCGCUGCGGAGCUGCCUUGAUGCCGUUGCCGUCUCCGAAGGCUUCUGUGAGAUGUCACACUGGCGAGUGCUUUGCACCUGGCUGGCCGCGCUGGUUUUCAAGAGGCGCUGGCGGCUGCUGCUCUUGCACCGUGCGGGCCGAAACAAGCUGGACAUGGAGGAGCAGCCACACAGUGCAGUAACAACGCAGCAGCAGGGGAGGUGGGACACACUGCUCGGAAGUGCAGUCAUUGCGCUGGUGGGUGCCCUAACCCAUCAUCUAAGAGAAAUUGGCUGGGAGUUUGCCCCAUCAGUUUUGCACCACUAUGGUUUCCAGGCUUUAGGUGCAGGCGUGACGUUCGCAAUAGUUUUCCGGACGCAGCUUGCUUGGAAUCGGUAUUGGGAGGCCGUUACCCAGCUGCACAUCAUGUAUAGCAAGUGGACGGAUACUUUUACGCAGUUCCAGGCUUUCGCAGAGGUCACACGGCUGGCUGCAUUGAGCAAAGGGGAGAAACAAAAAGCCGACAGCCUCCAACUGAAACAGAGGAGAGUGAAGACCAACUUUGCAAUCCUCAGUAUGCUGGCCGCGGAUCGGCUACACACUGGGGACAACCAACAGAUAGAGGACAUGAAGGCCAGAUGGGCGAAAACGCGGGCAGCCAUGCGCAUCCACAAAGAGACCAAGCUCUUCGAUCUUCCGCAGAUGGUGGAGUGGAAGGACUUCGACCGAAAGGAUCCCAACGAAAGUGUGUAUGUCAUCUUUGAGAUGCCCUCCCGAGAUCAGAUGGAACUUCUGGAGCAGUCCAACGAUCCAGUGUCGACGGUGAUGUACUGGAUCAUUUGGGACCUCGCCGAUGUGAUGAAGCACUUCGACAUUGCUCCCCCCAUUCAGUCCCGGAUGUAUCAGGAACUCUCGAAUGGCAUGCUGGGCUACAACAACUGUCUCAAGAUUGCAGACGUACCUUUCCCUUUACCGUUUGCACAGUUAUUGGGGCUGCUGCUGGCCUCCUUCUCAGUUCUCAUUCCCAUUUAUGUUGUGGUGUUCACAGGCUCCCCUAUUGCAGGGCCCAUUCUCUGCUUUUUCCUUUAUGCCAGUCUGUGGUGUCUCAACGAAGUGGCCAAAGAGCUGGAAAAUCCCUUUGGCGAGGAUGUAAACGACAUUAGCCUUGUGGAUUUCCACACCAACUUCGUGGAUGUUCUGGAAGAUGUGACGAAGGAGAAGCAGAAAGCUCUGCUCAUCAACCCGACGAUGGGCCUAGGAAGCUUGGAGCCAGACAUCGGGGAGAACGCUGCGACAUCAAGCGAUCUCACUACGAGUCACGGCCACGUCGAAGUGUUGCAGGAAGCUUUGUGA
Symbiodinium pilosum is the source of this 4020-nucleotide messenger RNA. NCBI's taxonomy places the organism in Eukaryota, Dinophyceae, Suessiales, Symbiodiniaceae. The record is from the annotation of a GenBank genome assembly.